Messenger RNA from Colletotrichum aenigma, 1521 nucleotides. RefSeq names its product putative transporter. The record is from RefSeq and is a predicted model, not a curated record. Gene Ontology annotation, cellular component: membrane. NCBI's taxonomy places the organism in Eukaryota, Fungi, Ascomycota, Sordariomycetes, Glomerellales, Glomerellaceae. Gene Ontology annotation, biological process: transmembrane transport. The coding region runs from base 1 to 1521 and encodes 506 amino acids. Gene Ontology annotation, molecular function: transmembrane transporter activity. The transcript is spliced from 6 exons.
AUGUCUUCCGAACCCGACAUCAAGAAGAAUGACGAGUUAGAUGUUAACGACAAGCCCAACGAUGUUAUCGAAGGCACCAUCGAAGAUGCGACUGAAUACUCCGACUCCUACUUCCGGAAGUUGCGCUUCAAGAUCGACUUGUUCCUCCUGCCGUUGAUGUGGGUUUGCUAUGGCACCCAACAGGCCGACAAGACAUCUCUCAGCGUGCAGGCGGUAUUCGGCCUUCGCGAAGACACCGGAUUGGUUGGCGAGCAGUUCAACUGGCUGAGCACCAUCUUUUACCUGUCUUACUUGGUGUGCGAGUUUCCCGGUAACUGGCUGAUUCAGAAGAGUCAUACUGGAAAGUUUCUUUCCGUUGUGAUGAUACUAUGGGGCGUCGUGGUUCUCUGCAUUGCGUUUGCAAAGAACUUCGCACACCUCAUGAUUCUUCGCACCGUCCAAGGCGCUUUGGAAUGCACGAUUUCACCAACUUUCAUGCUGAUCACGGGAGCUUGGUAUACCUCGCAAGAGCACACACUGCGGUCUUUGAUCUGGGGAACAUCCAAUGCCGGGAUGAACAUCAUCACCGGCCUGUGCAUGUAUGGGAUCGGAUUGCAUGCACAGAAAGACCCCAAUGGUCUUUGGAAAGGAAUCUCCUUCUUCCUCGGCAGCCUGACCAUUGCAUGCGGAAUCCUUGUGUGGUUCAUUCUCGGUACACCUCGUGAAGUGCGAUGGCUCAAUGAAGAUGAGAAGAAGGCAGCAAUCGCUCGUGUGGUUGCCAACCAAACCGGGUCCGACAAGAACAAACGUUCCGAGUUCAAGUGGGAGCAAGUUUGGAGCACUUUCAAGGAUCCGCAAACCUACUUCUUCUUUUUCGUGACCAUCAUCAACGCCCUACCGAACGGGGCAAAUACCACAUUUUCAAAGUUGAUCUGGAAGUCGUUCGGCUUUUCAAAUUUGGAGACUCUCCUGAAGGGUUCUACUCCUUACUACUGUGUUAGCAUCUGCUGGUUCUUGGUCGUCGGAUACGUCACCCUGAAAAAGCCCAACCUCCGAUUCCUGAUGAUGAUGUUCUCCCUGGUGCCUGCCUUCAGCGGCAUGAUGGCUUUGGCUCUGCUCCCAACCGACUCCAUGAAGUGGACUAGAUGGGGCAUGUACAUCUUGCAAGUAUUCGGAUCGCUGCCUGGUCUUAUGAUAUGGACCUUCUUGCCGUCCAACGUCGCCGGCAGAACGAAAAAGACCGUCACAUCAACGAUUCUGUUUGUCGCUUAUUGUGUUGGCAACGCUGUGGGAGCUCAGAUGUUCGUGGCCUCAGACGCACCCAAGUACAUUAGGGGCCUUACUGCUUGUGCUGUUCUGUAUUGUGUUGAGUUCUGCAGCAUGGGGGCAUGGCGGUUCUACUACAUCUGGGAGAACCGAAGACGCGCGAAGGUCAUUCGUGAACAAGGCAUCUCUGAGGAAGAAAGUGAGCGACUUGGCAAGCUAAAUGCUGAAGCUGAUAUGACCGAUCGGGAGAACAUUCAUUUUAAGUACAAGUACUAG